GGAAGGUACAGUUUCCCUUCUCUAAAUUGGUUUUCUUUAUAAUCUAUGGUGAAACCGCAUGGGUGCUUCUGGAUGUUUCUGGAUGGCAGUCUUCGCGCUCCGUGCUUUCCUCGACGCCUUCGCGUUGUUCCUGUGGCGUCGGCUAGCCUUCUUGUAUUUCCUUUGGAAGCCACUGUCUACAAUCCAAAUGAACGAGAUCACGGUCAACGUGCGCUUCUCAGCAGACCUUGUGAUCCCGCUGAACCUUGCGCGGGACGCGACCGUGAAAAACUUGAAGGAGAGGCUCGCUGAACGACUUUCGUUGCCUGUCGAAGAGAUUCGUAUGAUCUUCGCUGGCAAAGAACUGCUGGAUCAAGUCUUAAUUAAGGACUACAAUGUGGAGGAGCAGACAACGGUGCAUGCGGUGCGCUUGGCCGAUGGUGAGGCAUCCAUGAGUGCAAAGGUAUGCUGUCCCCUGGGUGAAGGAAUCAUCGCCUCACAGCUCACUGAAGAGGAGCAUCUGGCACGAAAAACAGAGGUGGACAAGGCUCUGUUUUUUGUCUACUGUAAGCAGCCAUGUGACCGUGUGCUGCCAGGCAAGCUCAGGGUCUGCUGUGCCACCUGUGGUGAAGGUUCCUUCAUUCUUCAAAAGGACCCAUCCUGCUGGCAGGAUGUACUUGAACCGGGCAGGCUGUCGGGGCAGUGCCAGGUCUGUCACGAGGUGCGGGCUGCGCGCUUCUUCUUCAAGUGCACAGGCACAGUGGGCUCACACGAUGAUCACGUGCCUAUCGUACUGCAGCUGAUACGCUACAACUACCUUCAGGUGCCUUGUCUGGCUUGCUUGGACAUCAGCCGGCUUGUGUUGGUGUUCAAGUGUGCGCACGUCAUCUGCCUGGACUGUUUUCGGACCUAUUGCCAGAGCCGACUUGACGAGCGUGGCUUUGUCCAGCACCCAAACUUGGGCUGGACGCUUCCCUGCCCUGUGAGCUGUGCACACUCGUUCAUCGAGGAGAGUCACCACUUCUGCCUUCUUGGAAGUGAACAGGAGACGGAGAACUUCAGGAGCGGCUUGCUUCGACCGUCCCCCCUUCGUGGCCCUGCAAAUGACGUCGAACACCGUGCGUCAGGAGGUUGUCGACCUUUUGUUUGAAAGUAACAAUAACUGUUCGUUCGACGGUUCUGAUGACGAAUGAAUUCAUUGCAAAUAAAUGCGUGUUCAUUCUUUGGCGGCUGUA
Molecule: messenger RNA, 1214 nt
Organism: Dermacentor albipictus
Lineage: Eukaryota; Metazoa; Arthropoda; Arachnida; Ixodida; Ixodidae
Source: RefSeq, a predicted model, not a curated record